This is a messenger RNA of Stylophora pistillata, 3008 nucleotides long. RefSeq lists its product as uncharacterized. The record is from RefSeq and is a predicted model, not a curated record. Gene Ontology annotation, molecular function: protein binding. NCBI's taxonomy places the organism in Eukaryota, Metazoa, Cnidaria, Anthozoa, Scleractinia, Pocilloporidae.
AUGCUUGUCAUCACAACUGAAAUUGGCGACAGAGAUGGAGAAGCGUCCAGUUACAAAAACCUAGGUGAUGUGUUUCGGUCGCUCGGGCAGUACAGCAAAGCUCAAGAAUACCUCGAAAAAGCACUUCUUAUCAUGUCAGAGAUUGGCCAUAGAAGAGGAGAGGCUUACUGUUACGGAGGCCUUGGAGGGUUGUUUCACUAUCUAGGGGAAAACGACAAGGCUAAAGAGUAUUUCGAAAAAGCGCUUGCCAUCACAGCUGAAAUUGGCCACAGAGACGGAGAGGCAGUCAACUACGGAGACUUAGGCAAUGUGUUUCAAUCGCUCGAGAAAUACGACAAGGCUGAAGAGUAUUUAGAAAAAGCGCUUGCCAUCACAACUGAAAUUGGCAACAGAAAAGGAGAGGCAGGCUGCUACAGAAACCUAGGUUGUCUGUAUGAUUCGCUCGGGAAAUACGACAAGGCUAAAGAGUAUCUCAACAAAGCGCUUGUCAUUACUACUGAAAUUGGUGAUAGGGAGGGAGAAGCAGCAAAUCUUGGAAACCUUGGAACAGUGUCUACAAUUCUCGGAGAAUUUGAAGCUUCGGAAGUAUGCUUAAAGAGAGCAUUAUCCAUAUCCAGAGAUAUUGGAGACAGAAGAAAAGAGUUACACAUUUUUCAGGCCUACGUUAUUUUGUAUUUAUCUCAAAAGAAAAUCAAAGACUCUCUUACGUGUCUUGGUCUAUGCAUUAAAAAGUAUGAGGAGUUGAGAUAUUUCUUGGGCGUCAAUGAUGAGUUCAAAACAUCAAUUCUGGAAAAUUCUGGAAUAUUUCCCUACAAGCUGCUUAGUAGUUUGCUUUGUGUCACCGGAAAUGUUCGUGAUGCUGUUUAUGGUGAGGAGUUCAGUCGGGCUAGAGGCCUAUCAGACUUGAUGGCAGAGAACUACUCGGUUGAAACGCACUUCUCUGCUAAUCCACAAUCUUGGUUUGGCAUCGACAAAAUUUUGAGAAAUCARCAAAACUGCACUUGUCUGUAUAUUUCUUACUUUGAAAAUAGGGUGCAUUUGUGGAUCUUGAAACCAAGUGGAGCCAUUUAUUUUAAACAAAUAUUAGUAGAAGACAUUCUCAUUCAGGCUGGGUUGCCCAAAGAUUUGCCUUUGGAUAACUUUUUGGCUGAUAAUUUCCGCAGUCUUGGUAUUUUGCCCAUUGAAGAGUGUGAAGAUCGGUCCUUAAAUAUGGUUGAAUCGCAACCUCUUUCCCCUGUACGAAAGAGCUCAGCAAGGUUCCGACUCGUGGAAGAGGACGAGCAAUUCAUCUCAAGUCUAUCUAUGUGUUACAAAACUUUUAUUGCUCCAGUUUAUGAUUUGCUUGAGGAGCCUGAAGUCAUUAUUGUUCCUGACCGCAGCUUGUACAAAGUUCCCUUUGCUGCCCUAAGUGAGAUUGAGGGAGCCGAAUAUCUCUCGGAGACGCAUAGGAUCCGGGUCAUUCCUUCUUUAACAACACUCAAGAUCAUUCAAGACAGUCCAGACGACUAUCACAGCCACAAUGGUGCGUUGAUAAUAGGUAAUCCCAAGGUUGAUUGGCUGCCGCCGUUGAAAGGUGCAAGAAAAGAAGCGGAAAUGGUCGGACGACUGGUUGGCGUUCCACCUCUGGUAGGAGAGGAAGCUACCAAGGAGGUCGUGCUUGACAAGAUAAGUUCAGUGAGCCUGAUACAUUUUGCUGCUCAUGGUAACGCCAAGAGGGGAGAAAUUGCCCUCGCCCCCAAUCCUACUCCCAACUGUCGAAACGCUAUCCCAUCACCGGAAGCUUAUAUGUUGACGAUGGCUGAUGUCUCACGAGUGAAAGUCAGAGCUAAACUGGUAGUACUUAGCUGUUGUCACAGUGGAAGCGGACAGGUAAGAGCCGAGGGAGUUAUAGGAAUUGCCCGUGCGUUCCUAGGAUCUGGUGCUCGCUCGGUGUUAGUUGCACUUUGGGCCAUUCCAGAUGCAGCAACAGAGAAGCUGAUGAGUCGUUUCUACGAACACCUAGUUGGUGGAAAAAGUGCCAGUGAAUCUCUUCAUCAGGCCAUGAAGUGGAUGAGAAAUAACGGCUUUACCAAAGUGUCUGAGUGGGCUUCGUUCACGCUGAUAGGAGAUGACGUGCAGUUUAAGUUUGGAAACUAGAGGUAAAAAUACCCCGACAGUUGAGAUAAUGAGAACGGAUCGAAGAAAAUAGAGAGCUAAAAGACUUUUAGAUGGAUAAAUUAAAUAGAAUAAUGAGAGAGGAGACUAUCCGUUAUUUCAGCUUGUAAUUAAGAAAGAGCAAUCUGAAAUUAACGAGAUAAAUUUCACGUUUUUUUUCCGGAAUAGAUUUUGGAAAUUAUUAUUGUUUUCAGCACAAAAAUUAUCUUGUCUGAUAUAAUUAGCAAGGAACGUUGUUGACAUAUGACUCUUAAGUGAAUUAAAUUGAAAUCCGUAAAUUAAAACAGUAGUUAAGGUAUCAAAACGAACCACUUGUGUUUUGUAAGGUUUUUUCUCAAAGCGUUUUGUUAGUUUUAGUUAACAGAACCUUAAAAAUUUGAUGAUGAUUUUGACAACGCAAUUUUUGCCAUAGGUGAAACAAAUUGCAUGGAUCCCAAAGUAGGACCGCAGCAAAAGUUUUUAAGGUUUAUCAAUUAUCAUCAUAACAUAGUGAAUGUUUGCUUGCUUUUAAUAAUUAUUGCAUUUGUAAAUGUUUCCACUGUCGUCUCAAUUUACUGCUCUACUAUUAAGUAACAACAUAACAAUUAACAUAUGUUCGUUGGCGUCUUUUACCAGCGCUUAAAUAGUGUCAUGCUCGAAGGUUUUUAGAUUUCCCAUGAAAGAUUGUAAUCACUUUUAAUGAGUUGUGGCAUAUUUAGUUGAUUUCGUAGAUCAAAGGAAAUAUUCAUUACUGUAAUAUUCUUAAUACGAAAACACGAUGGAUUUUGAUAACAGUUUUUAUAAUUUAAAAAUCCAACCUCUUUACAAAACGAUGCUAAUGUGUUCUCUACAUGUGCAUGUCCAUAACGUGUAAU